Acanthosepion pharaonis is the source of this 696-nucleotide messenger RNA. Lineage: Eukaryota; Metazoa; Mollusca; Cephalopoda; Sepiida; Sepiidae. The record is from the annotation of a GenBank genome assembly.
AUGCCAAUAUUCAAUUAUUCACUAGGAAUUUAUAGCCAUUAUUUUUUCUCUCUCUCUCUCUCUCUCUCUCUCUCUCUCUCUCUCUCUCUCUCUCUCUCUGGUGUUGACAUCGAACGCUCGUCUCUUUCGGUAAACAUGUCGGGAGGCAAACAGCGAAUAUCGAAUUUAGACAAACCUCUUGGAAAAGGCAGACCAGAGGUGAAUAUUGCCACCUUUGCUCUGCUGUUUUCCGAGAUUGUCCAAUACUGUCAGAACCGUGUCUAUACAGUUCCAGAGCUGCAGAACAAAUUGUCUGAACUCGGUUACCAUGUUGGUUCUCACCUACUCGACCUGUUUUUCCUCCGGGAAAAAGGAUACAAACGAGAAAUUAAACUUUUAAAUAUGCUCCUCUUUGUCAAGUCCAAUUUAUGGAAGACUUUAUUUGGAAAAGAGGCUGAUAAAUUGGAACAUGCAAAUGAUGAUGAAAGAACUUAUUACAUCAUAGAAAAAGAGCCGUUAGUGAACAAGUUUAUUUCUGUACCAAAAGAUAAAGGGAGUUUGAAUUGUGCAGCUUUCACAGCAGGAAUUUUGGAGGCCAUACUUAACGGUGCCAAUUUUCCAGCCAAAGUGACGGUUCACUGGCACAAGGGAACAACAUUCAUGAUUAAGUUUGAUGAAUCGGUCAUCGCUCGGGACAAAGUGGUUGAGGGCAAAUAA